Dromiciops gliroides (monito del monte) is the source of this 3886-nucleotide messenger RNA. RefSeq names its product solute carrier family 31 member 1 (gene SLC31A1). The coding region runs from base 278 to 838 and encodes 186 amino acids. The record is from RefSeq and is a predicted model, not a curated record. Gene Ontology annotation, cellular component: membrane. The transcript has 6 exons. Gene Ontology annotation, biological process: copper ion transmembrane transport. Gene Ontology annotation, molecular function: copper ion transmembrane transporter activity. Lineage: Eukaryota; Metazoa; Chordata; Mammalia; Microbiotheria; Microbiotheriidae.
GAAUCCAGGGCGACAGCCACUGCGGCGGCUGUGGUCGUGGACACGUAGGGCCGGGCCGGGGUCGGUCCUGGGUAUUUAGUGUGGUUGAGGAGAAGUCACUGCACCGAAAAAGCUCCGAGUAGCUUGUGGUGGCGUUUGGUUCACUCAGAAGUUUUAUCCUGGAAGAAGCUGACUGAGCCAGGUGUUUCUGAGAUCAAUUCAGGUGAAAGAAACCAGCUAAAAAUACCCAACCGCCUUAUUGUCUGAGAGGAGUCACUGUUCCACCUUUCCUAGCAAGAUGAACCACGAACACCAUCAUGGAAUGCACCAUGUGGAAGAAAAUACCACUAUGAUGCCCCACCAUCAUUCAUCUACAGACUCUCAUGCUCAUGGUGGGGGAGGAGGAGGACACAUGCCUAUGACCUUCUAUUUUGGAUAUGAGAAGGUAGAAGUGCUGUUUUCUGGAUUAGUGAUCAAUACACCUGGGGAAAUGGCUGGGGCAUUUGUGGCUAUCUUUUUGUUAGCCAUGUUCUAUGAAGGCCUCAAGAUAGCCCGGGAGAGCUUGCUUCGUAAGUCCCAGGUCAGCAUUCGUUACAACUCCAUGCCAGUCCCAGGACCAAAUGGAACCAUCCUUAUGGAAACACACAAAACUGUUGGGCAACAGAUGCUGAGUUUACCUCACCUUCUGCAGACAGUGCUACAUGUCAUCCAGGUGGUCGUCAGCUACUUCCUUAUGCUUAUCUUUAUGACCUACAAUGCAUACCUCUGCAUCGCAGUAGCAGCAGGAGCUGGAACUGGCUACUUUCUCUUCAGCUGGAAGAAGGCAGUAGUAGUGGACAUAACAGAGCACUGCCAUUAAUGCCAGACUUUAGAAUGUGGCCUUAUUCACCACAAUGGGAAGCAGCUGGAGACUGGGAGCCAAUUUUUAAGUCCUCCCUUUGUCCCUCCAUGACCCCCUGCCUCCCAACACUUGCAGAUCAAGGAGGUUUACCUACUAACCUCCAAGCUGGAUGGUGCCCUCCCCAAAAUGUUGAUUUCUGCUAUUAGGCUGAGAUCCUCAGUUCUCCUAAUCACAGUAACCUUUUGUUGUAAUUUCUUGAUCUCAUACUUCCCUUUUUAAUCUCUUUGUUAUAAUUUUGUGGACUGUAAAUUCUGGGUCCUAGGUGGUCAUGGGAAACUCCUACCCACCACUAGAACAUCUCCCAGUUUUUGGACUGAGUGGGGAAUUAGGGUGUGCCUUUGCCAAGAUGUGUGAUGUGAUACAUGGCAUUCUGAGAAUCUGAAGGAUUUACAAGUUAAUAAAGGUGUAGCAGCAUAAAGAAGUAUUCCCUUGAACAACAGUCCAGGUCAGAAGCUUCUGCCAACAUUUUGCUUUCUCACCAAUCACACUUGACAAUCAAUUGACAAUUUAGGAAAUAUUUUCAAAUAAAACCAUUGGCUUUUUGUCUUGGCUCCCUUAGUUGUGAUCAUAGCUUUGUGAAGUAAAAUUUCUUGUCUCAUAGCUUAUAGCGGUGGUUCUUAGAAAGGGACCUGCAGGUGAAGAGAAUCCAUCCCUUCCCACCACCUCCCUCCUACAGCCUGUUCUGUCACCAACUUCAGUGAGUGUCAGUCCUGGACAGUAGGGCAGUGUGGAAUGUGAUCCGCUUUUGCCCUGGGACAUCCUUUAGCUCAGCUUCUACCUACACUUAAUUUGCUUCUGGCCUAAAAGAAUAGCCAUUGUGAUAGAUUGCCUCCCCAACCUUUUCUCAUAGGGGUCAUGUUUAACUUCAUCCUUGCUGUUGAGCUUACUUUGUUUUGUAAAGUCCAAACUACCUCUAUAAAGUGACUCUUCCUGAAAUGUCCUAAUCCUGCCCCCACUCCAUGGUGCUUUAUAAUCUCAUUGUGGCCUAAGACAGAAGAACAUCUGCACUGGUGGUUUUUAAGUCUGUAUUCUUCCUAGAAAGUACUGCACCCUUUUAUGGUUGUGAGAAUUCACUGUGCUUCAUGACAAGGGAGGCAGUGCUACCACUGGAAAGAGCUGGGGUAUGGAGUGGAUAAGCAGGGCUUUUAUGCAGCCCUGGGUAUAUAGGUAUAUAUAACCUUUUACUGUUGCUCUACUUUUACUUUCGCGAUACCCACACAUACACACAUUCAGUUAUAGGUUGCCUCCACAAUUUAAGGAGCUUUGGAGCAGAAGACUUGGCUUCAUAUCCCAGCAUCCUUGCACUUCUGCCUCAUCUGAAAUGGUCCAACUAACUAAAAGAACUCUUCUAUUUUGAAGCCUAUGAACUUAAAAUACUUGUACAAUGAAUUCUAACCCAGAAUGUGUUCGGUUUUUCCAGGUUACUUGGUUCCCAAAAUCUUUGAUUUUAAAAACUUUGGCUUCACUUUUGGCACAGUCAACUAUUAACUUUUGAUCCUAUUACUUGAUCUUUGGAAGCAGCCUUUCAUCAGUUUUCUCUAGUAACAUUGUUUCACCUGUUGGGCAUUAAUAGUGCUUAGCACCCGAGAUAGAUAAAAAUAAAGUUUUUUUUCUAUGGGUCUCUCUUAUCAGCUCCUUGAAAAGCCACAUAGAGAAGUGCCUAUGGCUGGAGAGUAUACCCCAGAACUCUCUGCCCACCACCCAGCACCUAUAUUCGUUGUCCCCUUCAUCUCCUUGCACUUUAAAGCCAUGUGGGAUUAUUAAAGGUUGUAAAUUAAUGGGGUUAAAGUUGGGCUUGAGAGCCACAAUCAGAUUGUGCUAUGUAAUUAUCUCAUAAUUUCUGGGAUUUGAAUCAAUGAGCAUGUGACCAAGAAGACUGCCACAGCCAACAGUAAGGAUUCAACAUAAUCUAUAUAAUCUGGCACUAAUGUCAAGGAACAGUAAAACUGUUCAGUUUCAGCCCUGUUGCUUUCUAGGAUUUUUUUGGUCUAGACAGAGAUAAGGGACCAAGCCCAGUAAAGCAGACAUUGUAAAGUUCCCAGAGGGAAUACCAUUUCCUAGCUUCAGUUUCUUGGUAGAAUUUAUAAUGUUUAGUGGGGUGCUUUUUUUGAAGGACUUAGCAAGAAAUGAUUGUUUUAUUGCUUUUCCUUCCCCAUUGAGAAUUUAGAUUGUGGUGAUAAGAUAGCCUAGCCCAGACUUUACUUACUACCAUGUUCAUUUGUAUUCCACACCAUUAGCUUCUUGUUUCAUUCUUCCCCCUUUGGAUUUCUUCCCAUUCUUACCCUUUCCCAUACAGAGUAUUGCUCUGUGCAGAUCUGUACUAUACUUCAUCAAGUUUGCCUCCAAUUUGUUCCCAAGAGUUGAUGGACUUCUGGCUCUCUGCCUCAUCUGGGGUUGGAAAACUGAAUUGUGACUGAAUCCAUAUCAAUGGAUAAAUCAGCACUGGGCUUUUUUUUUUUUGGACAAGUUCCAGGUGUUCCUUCCCUCCCCGAACCAGGUAUAGUGUCUUGCACAUAGUACUAGGAAUCUGAAUUUGUGAGAUUAGAAUGCUGGUGAGGUGUGCGGUAGAUGGCAUUUGUAGAAAGAGUAGUUGGAGGACCCUCAGCCUGAUUUUCAUUAGCAUGGAGUUCUUGAGUUAGUCUCUGCAACAGGGUUAUAGAUUAAGGUUUUUUCAUCAUGCCUGUAGGAGUAUUAGGUUCCCUUUCCACUUGGGUGCCAGUGGAAACCCUUAAUGUUGGAAAGGGGUGCCUCCAUCUACCAAAGGGCUCCCCAUUGAGUGUGGCUGAAGAUGCAGCCACUUUUUUGAUCCUGUCCUCCAUGCUUUCUUCAGUCAAAUGUAUCAACAGGAGCAAAAAUUCAUUUUACAAAAUGCCUUAUUCAGUGUAUAUCAAUAUUGUCCAUUUUAGAUUGUGAGCUCUUCGGGGGCAGUUUUUUCUGUUACAGUAUUGCUGUAGAGUGCCUAACAGUGCCAUGUGCAAAAGAACAUAAUAAAUACUUUUGAUUCUC